This is a messenger RNA of Fusarium coffeatum, 1137 nucleotides long. RefSeq lists its product as uncharacterized. The record is from RefSeq and is a predicted model, not a curated record. The coding region runs from base 1 to 1137 and encodes 378 amino acids. The transcript is spliced from 2 exons. Lineage: Eukaryota; Fungi; Ascomycota; Sordariomycetes; Hypocreales; Nectriaceae. Gene Ontology annotation, molecular function: oxidoreductase activity, acting on the CH-OH group of donors, NAD or NADP as acceptor.
AUGCCUAUGCACCAGGGACUCCUCCCACGCGAAGGCUUCUGUGCCGACGUCGUGGUAAGAUUAAUUCGACAGACAGCUCUCAACCCGGCUCUCAUCCUACCUCUCGUCUUGCUCGCCCGCUUCACUAAAAAGGGUCAAGACCUCUCAAUCCUUCAUCCAAGCGCCGCAAAGAACCUGUCGACUCUACUCUAUUUUGGCCUCGCACGAUGGGCCAGCAGUUGGUUGUCCGAGAAGACGAGAAACAACUGGGUCAAAGACGAAUAUGACUGGAAGCGCGAGAUUGUGCUCGUGACGGGAGGCGCUGGAGGCAUUGGCGGUCGAGUUGUCAAGUUGUUUGAGGAGAUGGGCGUCAAAGUGGUUGUGCUUGAUGUUCAGCCUAUGUCUUUCACUACUGCGGCCAACGUUCACCACUACCAAUGCGACCUUCGUUCUCCCGAGAACGUCGAGGCUGUCGCCGAAAAGAUCAGAGCUGAAGUUGGACAUCCAACCGUCGUUAUCAACAUUGCUGGAGUGGCCAGAGGAAAGACGAUCUUGGAAUCUCAGCCAAGUGAUAUCCGCUUCACUUUCGAUGUCAACGCCUUUGCGCCGUUCUGGACAGCAAAGACAUUUCUUCCCAACAUGGUGGAAAACAACCACGGCAUGUUCGUCACUUUAACCUCUUAUGCAAGCUGGUUGACCAUCCCUAACCUCGUCGACUACGGUGCUUCAAAGGCUGCUGCCCUGGCUUUCCAUGAGGGUUUGACUGCUGAGUUGGCUACGAGAUACAAUGCUCCCAAAGUCAGAACCGUUAUCGUUCAUCCAGGCCCUACCAACACUGCUCUCUUCAAGGGCUACUACCAGAACACUGAUUUCUUCAUGCCGCCCUUAGCCCCUGAGACGGUGGCUGAUGCUGUAGUGAAGCAGGUUCUUAGUGGACGCAGUGGUACUGUCAUCGUUCCAGGUACUGGAAGUAUACUAGCUGGUCUACGCAUGCAACCGGACUGGUAUUCAAUUCCUGUGAGAGCGAAGGCGCAGUCCUAUAUGAAGAACUUUAGUGGUCGUCAGGUCAUUGAAGAUGUGGACGCUUCUUAUGAGAAAGAUGGGCGUGAGAAGGAAGCUGGUGAUAAUGCGGCCGAGAGCACGGUGCUCGUUUCUUAG